Messenger RNA from Arachis stenosperma, 1728 nucleotides. Its product is annotated as SH3 domain-containing protein 1. Bases 325 to 1419 code for a protein of 364 amino acids. Lineage: Eukaryota; Viridiplantae; Streptophyta; Magnoliopsida; Fabales; Fabaceae. The record is from RefSeq and is a predicted model, not a curated record. The transcript is spliced from 10 exons. Gene Ontology annotation, molecular function: protein binding.
UUUCACAUGUGCGUGUCCCGGUUUCGGAAAUUCUUUUAUGAAAAGACACUUUUCUCCGCGAAGACCAAGAUUCUCUCUUCAAUCUUCAUUGCACUUUUUCACCCGUUUCCACUGUCUAAACCUUUCUUCUCUUCCUUUCGCUUCUCUUCUAAGUUCUAACUUCUCUCUAGGCAACUCCCUUUCGAUCCAUGCGUUGUUUUUCCCCCCUCUAUUUCUUCAAGAACUGUUGCAAUUCAAAAGGCAAAGCUUUUCUUUUUAUUGAUCAUUUUGUGAUUGGACUUCAGGACAAAGGUAACUGUUUCUGUUAUUAAAGAAAGGAGAAAGAUGGACGCUAUAAGGAAGCAAGCUAGCAAAUUAAGGGAACAAGUUGCAAGGCAGCAACAGGCUAUACUUAGACAACUAGGCCAAAUCAGCAAUGAACCGCUCAUGACAGAUGAAUCCGAACUUGAAUGUCAUGAAAAACUCAGAAAGUUAUACAAUUCAACAAAGACUGCUAAGCAUUUUCAGCGGCAUAUUGUUCGUGGAAUUGAAGGUUUGAUCUCUGUUAGUUCCAAGCAAAUGGAGAUAGUGAGGAAGUUGGCUAAGGACUGCUGUAAGUAUGGCACUGAGAAUCAAGGGGCUGACUACCCUCUGGCAGGGCCUUCUCUUCAAUUCGGUAACUCAUAUGAAACAUUGGAAAAUGAGAGAGAGACUUUGCUUGGGAUCCUAGGUGAUCAGAUCUCUGAGCCAUUGCGAGCACAAAUAACUGGCGCUCCUUUGGAGGAUGCGCGCCACCUCACGCAUCGCUAUGACAAACUUCGUCAAGAAGUAGAAGCCCAGGCUGCUGAAGUUUUGAGGCGUCGAUCAAAGUUGAGGGAUACUUCUGUGUCUGCAGAAAAUUCCAUGAGGCUUCAAACUGCAGAAACAAGGCUGAAAGAGCUUAAAUCCGCCUUGACGGCACUUGGUAGGGAAGCAACCACUGCUAUGUUGUCAGUUGAAGAACAACAGCAACAAGUAACCCUCCAGAGCCUUUGUACAAUGGUUGAUGCUGAGAGAGCCUAUCAUCGAAAUGCCCUUGUUAUUCUAGAGAAACUAUAUACUGAGAUGAUUGAUGAGAGACAUCCAAAAGAGUCUUCUUCAUUUCCACCACCAAGAGUUGGGCAUAAUCAACCUACGAAUGAGAAUGCUAAUUCAAAUGGCGUUGAUCAUAAACAUAACAAUCAAACAGGAACAUUCUUUUUUGCUAAGGUCAUACAUCCUUUUGAUGCUCAAGCCGAGGGAGAAUUGAGCCUAUCAGUUGAUGAUUAUGUUGUAGUUCGUCAGGUUGAUCGGAAUGGAUGGUCUGAAGGAGAAUGCAAGAGCAAUGCUGGAUGGUUUCCCUCUGCCUAUGUACAGAGACAAGACAUAAUACCAGCCAGCAAGAUAGCGGAAGUAGAAUAACAUCAAGUCAGUGCAACCUUUGGUCUUUUGAUUAGGUGAGGCAAAAAUUGUAUAUUUUUUUUUUAAUCACGGAAUAGGUCUAUUUGGAAAGCCAUAUAGCAUGUGUUUGCAAGUAUUUUUGGGUGAUUUUGUAAUUUGUGCAGUAUGAUGUAUAAGUGGGCAUAUAAAUUAUGAUAGGAAAUAGCAAUUUUAAUAUGUAUAUUGAUGUAUCUUUGGUAUUUUCUUAGGGGUGGAUAAAUUUUAAAUCACCUUGACCUUUUUCUAUAGGAUGAAAAUAUGGUUGUAUUAAGAAUCUUCAAAUGUAUCAAU